UAGAAUUGGACCGCCAGUUUAUUGGAAAUAGAAUUAGAAUCGGAAGAGAGAAGACAUGGCUGAUUUCAUGACAUCUACUCAUAAAUCCAAAUGGAUUUGUACUCCCCAAGAUAUUAAACAUAAGUAUAAAGUUGCUAAUCAAAGAGCGAAACAAGCACUAGAGAUGUUUGGAACAACUCGAAUGGAAGUUGAUAUUGAUGGGUCGUUCUUGUAUGCUGAAAGUCAAAAUGACGUAAAAGAUAGUGCUGAAAAGCGUCCUAAACCACUCAAAGUUGAAGAAGAACAACUUCUAAGGGCUUUCUACGAGUUCAAAAUUCAAGAUGUUUGUGAUGCCUUUAAGUUCCCUCGUAAGAUUCAGGCAACAGCUCUCAUUUAUUUUAAGAGGUUUUAUCUGCUAUGGUCCGUGAUGGAACAUCACCCCAAAGACAUUAUGUUAACGUGCAUAUAUGCAGCUUGCAAGGCAGAGGAAAAUCACGUAUCAGCUGAGGAGCUUGGUAAGGGGAUUGGACAGGAUCAUCAUGUAAUCCUCAAUAAUGAGAUGCUGGUUUUUCAGAGUCUAGGAUUUGAUCUUAUUGCUUAUGCUCCAUAUCGUGCACUUGAAGGUUUUAUCAGUGAUUUAGAGGAGUUCUGUGGAGCUAAAGAUGACGACCAGCUUGUGGCACUGAAGGGUGCACUUGAUACUGCUAGGAUUGAAGCCGAUAAGAUUAUGCGUAGUGAUGGACCACUUCUAUUCCCACCUGGGCAGUUGGCAUUGACAGCUUUGCAUAGAGCUAACACAGCACAUGGCGUAUUUGAUCUUGAGAGGUACCUGAGAAGUGUCCUAUCACGUCAUCAGCCAGCUCAUACCAUUUCAGAACUUACUGGUUCAAUAAAUGCCAUUGAUUCGUUGAUUGGUAAACUUUUGACUCCGACUUCCAAAGAUGUGAAGCACAUUGAUCGGAAACUCAAAUCAUGUCUUGAUCCGGGUUCACAUGACAAGAGUAAAAAAAGGAAGCAUAGAUCCAAAGAUAGCUCAAAUGAGGUUACAGGCAUCUCUUGAGCUGCUCUAACUCAAGUUUGUAGCCUUAAGCAUAUGUUGUUUGGCCGGUGGAAAUAGUUCCUCAUUGCUGUUCAUCAGUUUCCUUAUGUAGAGUUGAAAAUCAAGUUCGGCUUGAAGUAGUAUAUUACAUUUUCAUCAGGUAGAGAGAAGAAGCAGAUGCAGAUCCAGGAUUUUAAUUUAAUGGUUCAACUUUUGAGAUUCUCCACAUUGAACUCAUUGUACCAUUAAAAUUAUGGGUUUAGAUCUAAUAUUUGUUGAGAUCAAUUUUAGUAGAUAUAUCUAUACUCCAUAUUGAAAGUUGUGGAUUUAGAUGAACCCGUAGCCAAAAGGCUACAUCCGUCCCCGAGAAGAUCGCAUUGUUAAAGAUGUGCAUGUAUGAAUGGACAAAUGGUUGACUCUGUGGUUUCCCUCAUUGAAGAUGGUUCAACCAUGUCUGUUUUAUAUAAGCUUUUUGGUUUUCUAAA
Solanum dulcamara is the source of this 1503-nucleotide messenger RNA. RefSeq names its product cyclin-H1-1-like. Gene Ontology annotation, cellular component: nucleus; transcription factor TFIIK complex. Lineage: Eukaryota; Viridiplantae; Streptophyta; Magnoliopsida; Solanales; Solanaceae. Bases 56 to 1039 code for a protein of 327 amino acids. The transcript has 13 exons. Gene Ontology annotation, molecular function: cyclin-dependent protein serine/threonine kinase regulator activity. Gene Ontology annotation, biological process: regulation of cyclin-dependent protein serine/threonine kinase activity; regulation of transcription by RNA polymerase II. The record is from RefSeq and is a predicted model, not a curated record.